Molecule: messenger RNA, 5290 nt
Organism: Rosa rugosa (rugosa rose)
Lineage: Eukaryota; Viridiplantae; Streptophyta; Magnoliopsida; Rosales; Rosaceae
Exons: 19
Coding region: 301-4827 (1508 amino acids)
Biological process (GO): regulation of transcription by RNA polymerase II
Source: RefSeq, a predicted model, not a curated record
GAACAAAAAAACAAAAAAAGAAGGGCACCCACUCGGAAAAACGGAUCCAAAGAAAAAUACGAACCAGAAUAUAACCGUAAACCCUAGCCCAGCCUCGCCCAGCCGCGAACUUUAUCUUUCUCUCUCAUCAUUCGUUUCGAUUUUUUUUUUUUUUUUUUUUGCGAAUUAAGGAUUUAGGGUUUUCCUUUUCUGUUGCAUGCCAAAGCUGAUUUGAGAUCUGAUUGGGAUUUUGGGGAUUUCAGAUUUAGGGUUAGGGUUACGGCCGAUGGGAUUUGUCGGUUGCGGCGAUUUUUCUCGGUGAUGACCGGAGGCCGAUGUCACGGGAAGAAGAAGAAGAUGAUGGGUAGGGGUGCGGACGGAGGUUGCGGCACCGAGGAGAAGCCCUGCCCGAUUUCUAGGGUUCCGCCCAAGAUUCCGGCGACUCUGCCGGAAAUUCCUAAAAAGUCGGUUGGGGUUGAUUUGUAUUCUCAGGCGAGGAAGGCCUUGUGUGAGCGGUCGCCGUUUGAUGUGGUUGAGGACGCCUCGGCCUCAGCCUCAGCUGCUGCUGCUCCUUCUUCUUCCUCGAGUGUGGUCCCCACCACCUUGCCGAGGGGGUUGGCUAGCUUCUUGUCCAGGCAAUCUGAUAGCCGGAAGCGGCACAAGAAGUCGCAUUCGGCGUCGGAUAAGAAGCAUUCCCGGCAGAGUGAGAAGUCGAAGGGGUAUAGUGUGUGGGCAGAGACAGAGGAGUACUUUAGACCCUUGACAUUGCCUGAUAUUGAAGCCUUAACUGGGGUAUCUGAGAUUAGUAAGGUAGCUGCUACCAAGUGUUUUUCGAUUCCGAAUUUGGGAAAUAUUCCCGAGCUGAAUGGAAAUGAAAAUGUGAAUGUGGGACUUGUUUUCAGUGAGGAGUGUGUUUGUGGUCGUAAUUCGAAUGAGACUGUAAACGGUGGCAAUGCUAAUGAGGUUGCCGCCGAGGAUGAUGGUGGGAAUGCUAGUGAGGUUGUUUGCAAGGAUGAGAUUGUGAAUGGCGGUAAUGCUAGUGAGGUUGUUGUCAAGGAUGAGAAUGCAGAUGAUGGGAGUGGCAAUUCGGAUGUAGUUGAAAAGGUUAAUGAGAAUGACGGAAAUGAAAAUGGGGCUGUGGAAGAGGAGGACAAGACGGAGCAGAAUGGGCAGUCGAUGGAAAUUGAUAGUGGUUUGCCUGAAGAGGAAAAAAAAAGCUGUUCUGUUUCGGAUUCUGAUUCUCCCAGGGGUAUUGAGUGGCUUUUAGGUUAUAGAAACAAGACUUCUUUAGCGACAGAGCGCCCUUCAAAGAAGCGAAAGGUUCUUGGUGCUGAUGCAGGGUUGGAGAAAGUCCUAAGUGCUUCUCCUUGUGAUGGGAAGCCAUCUUUAUGCCAUUUUUGCUGCAAGGGUGAUGCAGGAAAAGAGUCAAACCGAUUGAUUGUUUGUAGUUCUUGUAAGGUUGUGGUUCAUCAGAAGUGCUAUGGAGUGCUAGAAGACGUAGAUGCAUCAUGGUUAUGCUCUUGGUGUAGGCACAACACUGGUGAUAGUAAUUCAGCAAACCCUUGUGUGCUUUGCUCUAAGCAGGGUGGUGCUUUGAAGCCAGUUCUGAAGAAUGGUAAUAGUGGUGGAUCUCCGGAGUUUGCCCACUUGUUUUGCUGUCAGUGGAUGCCAGAGGUUUAUAUAGAGGAUAUGGAGAAGGUGGAACCCAUCAUGAAUGUCGGAGGAAUACCGGAAACCCGCAGAAAGCUAAUUUGUAACAUAUGCAAGGUGAAGUGGGGCGCAUGUGUUCGAUGCAGUCAUGGUGCUUGCAGAACUUCCUUCCAUCCAAUGUGUGCGAGAGAGGCAAGACAAAGAAUGGAAAUUUGGGCAAAAUAUGGGCUCAAUAAUGUUGAAUUGAAGGCUUUCUGCUCAAAGCAUUCAGAAGUACCAAAUAACAGCAACACUGAACCAGAGGAUCCUUCUGUCUCCAUUGACAAGAAUUCAAAUAUCUCUGACAGUUCUCAUGUGACAUCGUCACCAAAAAAAUUAAACAAGUUGAAAAUUGGCGGUAGAAAUGGUGAUAAUGUUGCAGUCAGUGUUGAGACUUCAGAUAAUUCUGAUAAAUUCAGUGAUAGCAGAUCACAGGAGAUACCAAUGAAUGAUAGGGGUAAAUUCGAGGGGAGCUGCGAGGAUGUCAAUGCAUCUGGGAACCUUAACCUUACCCCUAUUUUACAGAAGCUGAUUGAUUGUGGAAAAGUUGACGUGAAGGAUGUGGCGUUGGAGAUUGGUGUCUCACCCGAUUCUUUAUCUGCUUCACUUGCUGAUGAUAGCGUGGUCCCUGAUGUGCAAUGCAGAAUAGUUAAAUGGCUUAAAGACCAUACCUACUUGGAUCUAAUGCAGAAAAAUGUAAAAACAAACUUAAGACCGUCAUUUGCAUCAUUGGCCGAGUUUGGAGGUUCUGAUGCUCCAUUAUCAGAGUCUGGUAUGUCAGAUCCUGUAGCUGUUAAAUCAGUACCCCCACGGAGGAGAACAAAAGGUGGUGUUAGGAUUUUAAAGGACAACAAAGUUCUUAGCUCAUCAGAGCAGGCCUUUUGUGACAAUGGGAUUCCGCUGGACAAGAUUAAAUUAGAUAAAACUAUCAGUGAAGGACCAAAAGAUUUGAAAGAAGAGUCCAUCAGUGAUGUUGUUGAGAAGAAUAUGACGGUGCUCAAUGGGUUACAAGAUUCUUUGCCGACACAUUCACCUGAAAUGGAAGGUUAUUCAACUAAGCCCUUAAAUUGCAGCCUUUUGCAAAAAGGUCAAGAAGUGGUGACUAUUACUCCUUUGCAGACCAACUCGGUGAUUGCAAAUGUAGAUCCAUCGUUUUCAGUUGAAAAACCAGUUCCUGAAAGCAAGAAAUCGGGGCCAGAAGCUCCUAGUUCUUAUGUCCACCCGCCUAUGCAGAAGACAUUAUCACAGAUGGAGAACGGGGUGUCUCUAAAGAAUCCAAUACAUGGUUCAAGUCAAGGAGAAGUCUCUCGUGUGGAGGCAUCUUCCCAUGCAAGUGUUUGCUGUAAUCAUCAAAAUACACAUCCAAAAUGUUAUGAUACGAUUUGUAAAACUGAUGAGAGGAAUUUAGAACAGUUGGCUAAGGCUCGUAAACUGGGAGUUCUAGAAAUGUCUCCAGAAGAUGAAGUGGAAGGAGAACUCAUUUAUUAUCAGCAUAGGUUGCAAAACAAUAUAACUGCGAGAAAGCAUUAUACUGAUGUUUUGAUACGUAAUGUUGCUAAGAGUCUGCCGAAAGAGACUGAUGCAGCACGGAAUCAGAAGUGGGAUGCUGUGCUGGUUAACCAAUAUCUUUGCGAGCUUCGAGAGGCAAAGAAGCAAGGUAGGAAGGAGAGACGGCAUAAGGAAGCACAGGCUGUUUUAGCAGCUGCAACUGCUGCAGCUGCUGCCUCUUCUAGGAUUUCAUCAUUUAGGAAAGAUGUCGUUGAUGAACACCCCCAUCAGGAGAAUGUGGUGAAGCUGAGCACUUUCAGUGGGAGGUCCAGCUUUUCCUCACAGAUGAUACCACGGGCAAAAGAGACAUUUCCAAGGGUGGCUGUCCCUAGAGUUUCUGUGGAAAAGCACUCUGGUGCAGUUAAUUCAGGCUCAGAUAUCUCUAAAGAACAUCCUAGGUCAUGUGAUAUCUGCAGACGUUCUGAGACGAUGUUAAACCCGAUUUUAGUCUGUUCCAGUUGCAAGGUUGCUGUUCACUUGGAUUGCUAUCGUAGUGCAAGAGAAUCUACAGGUCCAUGGUACUGUGAAUUAUGUGAAGACAAAGCUACUGCCAAUGUUUGGGAGAAAGAGCAUUUAACUGCAGAAUGUGGUUUAUGCGGUGGGAAAACUGGUGCUUUUAGGAAAUCCUCUGAUGGUCAAUGGGUCCAUGCCUUCUGUGCUGAGUGGGUCUUUGAGUCAACAUUCAAAAGGGGACAAGUAUCACUGAUUGAUGGAAUGGACACAGUUUCUAAGGGCCUUGAUUUCUGUUAUAUCUGCCGACGCAAAUUUGGUGUCUGCAUAAAGUGCAGCUAUGGCCAUUGUCAGGCAACAUUUCAUCCCUCCUGUGGUAGAAGUUCUGACUUUUAUAUGAAUGUAAAAACUCUUGGUGGGAAGCAGCAACACAAGGCAUACUGUGAGAGGCAUAGCCUUGAGCAGAGGGCGAAGGCUGAUACACAAAAACAUGGAAUGGAGGAAUUAAAGAACCUUUAUACAAUAAGGGCUGAGCUGGAGAGAUUACGCCUUAUUUGCGAAAGAAUUAUCAAACGGGAAAAAGUAAAGAGGGAAUUACUCAUUUGUUCACAUGACCUUCUCGCUGUGAAAAGAGAUCAUGUUGCCCGUUCCGUGCUUGUUAACAGUCCUUUCUUGCUACCGGAUGCUAGUUCUGAAUCAGCAACAACUUCUCUUAAAGCGCAGACAGAUGAUUACAGGUCAUGCAGUGAGACACUCCAAAGAUCAGAUGAUGUGACUGUAGAUAGUACAAUUUCUGUUAGGCACAGGACUAGAGUUCCUAUAACUAUUGAUAACGACCAAAGGACAGAUGAUGACAGCUCCACAUCCCAAAAUCAAUUUACCCACAAUCUUUUGGAUAGGAUGCAAUUUUCUGAGAAACAGAUUCCAUUCAGACCUUCUGCCGCGACUUGUAAUCUUUCAGAAGAUGGUGGAUACAGGUCAAAAUCUAAGAAGCAUGCCGAGAUGUUUUCGAAAGAACUGGUGAUGACAUCAGAUCAGGCAUCGGUGAAAAAUAUGCUAUUACCCAAAGGAUAUGCAUAUGUUCCUGCUGAUUGCAUUCCAAAUGAGAAGCAGGCCAACCAGGAUACUUGUUCUGGUGAACGACCAGAAGGAGAUGGGUAGCUUGCGGAACUAGUGUUGUGCGUUUGGAUCUGCCCUCUUGUGGACCACGAAAAGUACCACAAGACAGAUAUUUCUCCACCCAGAUGUCAUUGUCGCUGUGGAAACGACUGUGAUUAUCUGUUUCGAAGGGAAAUGGUUGAAUGAAACAGCUGGGCUAGCUGCCACUGUAUUAUUCUUCCCAAAGCAGUCGCAUUCUGGUUUGGGAUGUGAAGUUUUGGCGUCAUUGUUGUAUAGAGUCAUCUGUACAGUGGGUGAGGGUUUGUUCUUACAUGUAUUAGAAGGCAUCGAUUUAUGUCUUUGUAGGAGUAAAGAAAAGCUCUGCUUGUAAACCAUGUACAAGAAAUUAAAGCGUAUCUAUCACCUGCUGUGCCUGCUCUGUAAAGUUAGUGUAUAUAUCCUCACAAUAUGAAUCCAGAAAUGAAUUGCACCCUGAAUCAGAUUACGAGAGCAUUUAAUGCCUGAA